This is a messenger RNA of Cyprinus carpio (common carp), 971 nucleotides long. It is a transcript of the gene klf10, whose product is annotated as Kruppel-like factor 10. NCBI's taxonomy places the organism in Eukaryota, Metazoa, Chordata, Actinopteri, Cypriniformes, Cyprinidae. Gene Ontology annotation, biological process: regulation of transcription by RNA polymerase II. Gene Ontology annotation, molecular function: DNA-binding transcription factor activity, RNA polymerase II-specific; RNA polymerase II cis-regulatory region sequence-specific DNA binding. The transcript has 5 exons. Bases 1 to 885 code for a protein of 294 amino acids. The record is from RefSeq and is a predicted model, not a curated record.
AUGCCCGAGCUGAAGAAGUUAGCAGGGAUCAGGCUUAAAUAUCCGCACAUCAUCAGCUCAUGCACAGACAGCACACCACAGCUGACCGACCUGUGGACCAUCCCACACACCCGCGCCGAUCAGUCCGCGCGCUCACGCAGCCAGCCUUUGACGAGCUCGGAUUCAGACAGGAGAAUACUCAGAGCUGUGGAGGCCCUGAUGUCCAUGAACCUCCAGCAGAGGGGUUCUUCUUCCUCUCAUGUUAUGUCAUGCAUGACUCCACCGUACAGCCCCGAGAGCGACCCGCACCUGGGGUCAGGGGUCACGGCUUCACCUGAGGCCAGAUCUCAAGCGGUCAGCCGCUCCAGCCCUCCUCCCGGCACCUCGCUGCUGUUUGUGGCCAAAUCUUCAGUCGUGGUGAUUCUGCCCCCUAAACAGACAGUCACAGCGCCUCCAGUGGGUCUGAAGUUCACCGCCAUCGCUCCCGCUCCAGCCCGAGACCCGUCCACAGUCACACCCGCGUCCGGAGCCGUCCCGUCACGCCCCCGCGAUCACAUCUGCACCCACCCCGACUGCGGGAAAACAUACUUCAAAAGCUCCCACCUGAAAGCACACCUGAGAACACACACAGGUGAGAAGCCGUUCAGGUGCUGCUGGGACGGCUGCUUACGGCGGUUUGCCAGAUCUGAUGAACUGUCCCGUCACCGGCGCACACACACAGGAGAGAAGCGUUUCUCCUGCCCGGUUUGCCACAGCCGCUUUGUGCGCAGCGACCACCUGACAAAACACACACGCCGCCAUCUAACAGCCAGGAGAACGCCGGUGUGGCAGAAGGAGGUUUACCGUCUGAACAGCAUCAGUGCUGUCUGUCACCUGCAGCCUCUGGCACCUAAAACUCAGAGCUGACACAGUCCUUCACAUCUCUAACGCUUUAAUUGUUUAUAUAUAUAUAUAUAUAUAUGCACUACUGUUUCACAAAGUUUUGAUAAUCA